Molecule: messenger RNA, 9382 nt
Organism: Diabrotica virgifera virgifera (western corn rootworm)
Lineage: Eukaryota; Metazoa; Arthropoda; Insecta; Coleoptera; Chrysomelidae
Exons: 2
Coding region: 39-692 (217 amino acids)
Source: RefSeq, a predicted model, not a curated record
GCCAUCUACUUUCCACAUUUUACUGGUGGUGUUAGAACAUGAAGUACUUAGUGUUAGUUAGUGUAAUUUUUUUAUUAUCCGACGUCAGGACCGAAACGACGCCCGUGUAUGGUGGAUUGCAGAUUUUGACGAAGGUGUUUCGGCAGUAUUUGAAGAGUCAGCCAGAUGAUGUCAAAUUGGGAGAUGGCGUUCAUAUUGUCAGCGUCAAGAGUGAAAACGAUGCGAGGGCUAUUGUGGAUGAUGGAACCGUCUUAGGGGUCAUUGAACAUUACCUUGAAAAUCAUGAGUUGAGAAUUCGACUGCCGGAACUGAUGCCGGGUGAAGGAUUUGGUAGAGCGUUUAAGACGGCGAUGGAAGAAGUGGAUGCCAAAGAUGAAAGUACUGGAAGAGGCAAAGGAGGAAAAGGCGGUGGAGGAAUGGGAGGAGUCAUGAUCAUCGGUCUAAUGAUGGGCAAAUUACUAGCUGCUCUCGGUAUCGGUGGUGUUGGUCUUCUCGCCAUGAAAGCCCUCAUGGUGUCCGCUCUUGCCCUCAUGCUCUCCGUAAUAAUAGGUCUCAAGAAGCUAGUCCAUUCCGACCAUGAAGAACAUGGCCAUACAGUCAUCCACGCUGGAGGGCAUGGUCAUGAAUACCGAAGAAAGCGAGAGGCUGCUGAUAUGGCCUACCACGCUUGGAAUAAGUUCAAAACAACCUAAAUUCUUUUAGGGAAACUAUUGAGAUACAAAUUUAUUUUUAUAAAAUAUUUGUGUAUUUGAAUUUCAUAUUUUUAUAUAUAUGAUACCGUAAGUUGUUACAAUUUAUUGUAACAAUGGAGUAUAUUAAUUUUCUGUGUUUUGUAGUUAGUUAAUUUAAUUUAUUUUAUUUAUUGUUAAUUUAUUAUUUUGUCAUUAUAACAUCUAACCAUCUUUACUUUACCGACUUCUUCUCCAUCUUUUCCUAGCUUUACUGGACUUUUUAAAUUUUAAGACAUUUUUAUAUACCUUUUUAUAUACCUUUUCAUAUACCCUCCUGCCCAUCUUCAUCAACAACAUCAUCAUCCUCAUCAUCUUCCUCAUCAUCUUCCUCAUCAUCUUCCUCAUCAUCAUCUUCUUCAUCAUCACCUUCUUUAUAAUAAUCUUGCUUUUUCGUUCUUUAUCAUAUAGCUUUUUAUAUACCUUUCCAUAUACCAUCCUCAUCAUCAUCACCAUCAUCAUCUUAAUUAUAAUAAUCUUCAUCGUCACCUUCAUCAUCAUCAUCUUCAUCAAUAACAUCAUCAUCCUCAUCAUAUUCCUCAUCAUCAUCUUCUUCAUCAUUACCUUUAUUAUUAUCUUGCUUUUUCAUUAUUUAUCAUACUUUUACUUAUUUUUUAUCCUUAGUCUUACAUUAAAUACUUUAAUUUUUAUUAUUUCUCUUAUUAUCUGUAUCUUUUGUGUCUAUCCUUCUAUUCUUUUUUCUCUUUUCUUUUAUAAUUUCUUUGAUUUUAAACAUAUUUUCUCUUCUAAUGACUUUUGUAUAUGAUUAUUGAUAUGUUUAGUUUUAAAUAAAUCAGAAUUCUAAAAAUAUGAUUUUUAAAUUACCACUUUUUCUCAACAGUAAAGUCUGUUCGUAAAUAUAACAUCCAAACUAAUAUAGGUCUGGAUCCCGCGUACCAAAAACAAGUUGAUUAAUAGGAAGCUGAAAAUUUGUUAAUAGCUUAGGGGUAUCUAGUCGUACACACUUUGAUAUAUUGGAACACUGGAACAGGGAAAGUUUUAAUUGUGGAACAGGUUCAAAAUUUGGAACGUGAGACUACGAGAACGUCAGAUGUAUUUUGUCCGACAGAUUUGCCAAUUGAUUUGUUACGUAGUUUUGUUUCUUUGAUUGUUUUCGUAGUCUGAAUUUUUAAAAUUUUUAACCUGUUCCAACAUUAAAACUUUCCCUGUUUCAGUGUUCCCAUAUAUCAAAGUUUGUCCGACUAGACACCGUUAAGCUAUUAACAAAAUUUCAGCUUGCUAUUAAUCAACUUUUUUUUCUUAUGCGGGAUCCAGACCUAUUAACAAAUCAGCAAUCGAAAUAUAUUUGCUAACUGUUAUUAAUUUAUACAUGACUUGUGCAUUCAUAAAUAUUCUUUAAACAAUUGGGCCUUUAUGAAUACUCAUUUAUGUUUAUUGGGUAUCUACUAUAAUAAGGAUAUUGUAACUCCGAACAAACUUUACCGUAUUUUCUAACUCUUAAAUCCUCUCUACUUUCCUGCCAUUUAAACGUUUUAUUUUAACAUAAGAGUCAAAAAGUACAUAACUCUAACCACUUUUUAAUUCAAUAAUAAUAUUUUAACCCUUUGUAAAAAGUAUUUAGUUCGAUAUUGGACGAAUAGGUUUGAUUAAAUGAUUUCAAACAGGCCCCAAUCGUAUCUGCUUGUUUCCAACUAAAAUAUUUGUAACUUGCAGGGUAGGAUAGGCCUAGCAAGCCUAAAGCUUUGUUAGUUUCUGUAUUUGAUAUUUGUAAAGUACCAGCAUAAAUUCUUUAUUUUAAGGUAUAAUAUGUACCAAUCAUGAGAUAUACUCAGGUAUGUUGAUAUUCAAAACCAAAGUCUGGCAUAGUUUUAUUAUGUUAAUGAUCAAUUAGCUUUGGAUUUCUCAGUCUUAGUAUUUGACGUUUUUGUAAAAUAUCUACCUAUCAACAUAAAUGCGCCGAUAUAAAAAAAUUAGAAGCCAUACAUUGGCACAGGUUAUGUUUAGAUUUUUCUUCCGUAAUAGUACCUAACAAUGUUUGGACAGUUUUAGGAACUUAUUUGCUGGGUGAACUCUGCGUUUGUCUAAAUAUGUUCGCUUAUAUGUCUUUCCGUAGCUCGCUCAACGUUAAACACAUAACAGUUUGUGUCAACAGCUUGUGCCUACUUAUUUAGAAGUCAUAAAAUACCUUUCGAUUUAUAAACUUAUCUUUACUCGAUUUUAUACUUUUAUUGUUCUAAUGACUCUGUACUGACUGUGUUCUUUUUUGUAAAAUUCUUAUACUACUUCUUAUUGCACGAAGCAAUAAGAUAUUUUGCAAAAAUAUCAAUUAUUUUGAUAUUUAUUUAUUAAAUAUAAUUUUCUGGUUAUGCUAACUAUAGGCAGCCCUUCAACAUAGACAUAGAUCUCUUGGACAGGUUUGCCGUAUCUCUUUCUAGCACAUUGUAUCGAGAAACUAUCAUGAAACUAAGUGGGUGUAUAGGCACGGAAGGGGAGGACUACUGUCGCAGCUUUAUUAUGCGUGAGAGUAAAACAGCACUGAGCCAAAAAAAAAGAUGGUGUCGUCACUUCGCUCAACAUGACACUGUGUUUAUGUUAAACAGAGCCCUUCAAUCACUUCCAAUUCUCUGAGCGCGAAACAUGUAGAGAGAGAGAGAGAGAGAGAGAGAGAGAGAGAAAUAGAGAGAGAGAGAGAGAGAAAGAGAGCAAAUAAACUAUCUAUAUUUAUCCCAUUUUUUACCUAGGUGUUCCGAUUUUGUAAAGGAAAGUAGAGGGUUGAAGACUGAUCAACCAGAGCGAGGAGCAAGAGAGUUAGUAUGUAAUUUAAUGUUCUCUCUCCCUUGUGAUACUCGGCUGGUUCUCAGAGCAUGAAAGCUGCCACUAGUUGCUGUAUGCUCAAAGGCUGGGACAGCCUUUACUACUUCGACUUUUGGAAGUGUCAUAAUUACUAGAAGCAUUGAAUAAAAAACUGCAUUUUUUUAUUUAUUUAUGCCUCAACCUCAAAGGGUCAUUGGCGAAGUACAAUUAAAAGGUUUACAAUUUAUUUAGUACAUUUAGUACAUUUUCAAAUUGUUCUUAUCAGUUCCGUCACUUAAUAUUGCUUGUAAGGUGUCUUGUAGUUUAUAUUGAAGUCACUGUAUGCAAUAGAGAUGACACUGCAAUCAAAUGUGGCGAACACUGAGCACAAUAUCACAUACGUAGCACUGUGGUUUACCUUCACUCUCCAGCAGAUGUUUGUGGGUAAUGGCGGUGUGGCCUAUUCUCAGACGAGAGAGAAUGGUUUGGUGUAAUCGUUUAUUUGGGGUGAAUUUCCAAGGUAUUAUCGAGUAUUUUAUUUCUCGCCGUUUGAAUGUUGAUUGAUUCCACUUCGUCUGCCAAGCAUUGAUUACCAAGUUCUUGAUUACAGGUUUCACAUCUAGAUGUAGAAUGCUUCUGAUUUCUAGAGCUUCCGUGCUUAAUACUGCUAGUUUUGUCAAGGAAUCUACUUCUUCAUUAAAAGCAAUUCCGAUAUGUGAUGGAGUCCAUACAAAGUUGACAUUGAUAUUCAUAGAAAGAACUGCAAUUUGAACUUUCUGUUCUCGAUUUUUCUCUCCCGGUUCUCCUCCAUUUCUCUUUCUUUCAUCUCUACUGCGUACAUAAAAUAUAAAGUUUAAAUCCAGGCCAGUGAAUUGCUUCGGUCAGCGUCCUUUUGUUUUUUUAUUUGCCCUUUGAUUUUUAUUUUAUUUCACCUAUAUGUACACUAGUUAAAUCUUUAGUAAACUAUAACAUUGAGCAGUAAGGACAUUUAAAUCUAAAAAAAUGAGAUUCUAAACCUUCCUCUUCACUUUAUAGCUUGUAUCCAUUUUUUAACAUGCAGGAUUCUUUUUCUUUUUUUAUUCUGUCAAACAAUUUAUUUAUCUUUCUUAUUAGGGUCCUCAACAUCCAUCUGUUUAUUUACAUUGUCGUAUAAAACCCAUAUUAACUAUAUUCUACUGCACACAUUCUCGAUGACGCGAUUAUGAGAUUCAUAAAUAAUUUACAUCGUCAUAAAAUUCUUUUAAGUGAAGCUCAUAUUAUUCGUCCGUUUUGUAUAGACAAGGCAAAAACGGCGGGUUCGUUAGAAAAAAUAUCCCCAUGAUAUUUUUUUGCAUAAUCACAUUCGUGAGACAUCCCAGAAUAGGUUCAAGAAGUCGCCCACGUAAAAAGUGGUCCAAUUUUUGGCCCGCACAAAUUUUUUUGGGUUUAUUGGACCAUUCUGGACAAACAAGGUCUUUGGUAAUUUUUCUCUAAAAGUUGAUCGUUUUCGAGUUAUAAACAAUUUAAUAUUGAAAAAAAAAACGAAAAAUGACGAUUUUCAAGGCUUAAUAAAUUGGUUAAAAGUUAUAACUAUGAAAGUUAAAAAGUGACUAAAUCAAAGUUUAAAGCCCCCUCUACAAGAUAAUGAAGAAAUUUUUGUCAUAAUUUUAUUACUAAGCUAAGGUAAUAAUAAUGAGCGCUGCACGUAUUAGGCGGCCGUCUAUGGUGAGUGCGAGAGAGAUGCCAUUCCGGCAGUCCAAUGGGGCAUCUUACUCGCACUCACAUUUAUACCCGCGUCAUUACGCUCUUACGGCUUAUUGUUAAUAAUUAAUAAUAACAGCUUAGUAAUAAAUUAAUGACACAAAUUUGUUCAGGAUCAUGUAGGGGGGGGGGCUUUAAACUUUGAUUUAAUCACUUUCUGACUUCUGAUUUUUGCGUUUUUCAAAUUUUAAAUUGCUUAUAACUCUAAAACCAUCAACUUUAGAGAAAAAUUACAAGAGACCUUUUUUGUCCAGAAUGGUCUAGAAAAUCUAAAAGAAAUUGUCCAGACCAAAAAUAAUAAUUUUUGCAAUUUGAUUAAAAAAAAUUGUUAAAAAAAAUUUGGACCACUUUUCUCGUGGGCGACUUCCUGAACCUUAUUCCGGGGUGUAUUACAAAUGUGAUUAUGCAAAAAAUCUCAUGGGAAUAUUAUUUUUAAAGAACCCGCCGUUUUUGCCUUAUCUAGUAUGAGUUAAAACUUUGUUUAAUAGACACACUCAUUGUGUUUUUACUGAAAAUUUGGUUUUCUUGAUCAGUAAUCUGAAGUUCUGUGAAAAAUAUGUAAAUUUUCGCGCAUUGGUCAAUAACGAUAUUUCUAGUUUAUUUACUUUUAAGUAUAAAUUCUCAGGUUUAAAGUAGCACUUCUUAUAUUAUUAUGUAGAGAUUGCUGAAAUUUAACGUGUUCUAUGUAGGUAUGUAGUUCUAAUAAUUAUGUUGUAGAUAUAUACUUAUUUUAACAAAUAUUGGUAAACAGGUAGUACAGUACAAGGGUAUACUUUAAAGCUUCAUAAUAAUAAAUAGUGUUUAUAAACAACUUAAAAUUAAUGUAUUUUACAAUAACUUUUAAGAAAGGGGGCUUUUACUAUAAUGUUUCCCAUUAUGUUUACCUUUCCUUAUACUUCUAGAUUCUAAUGGAAUAGUGGCAUCAUGUAAGAUUUUUUGUCGAUGUACAGCUUUUUGUAACAGUCUUUGGAUUUCGAGGAUUAAUCUCUUCCUUUAUUUCCAGAGAUUAUGUUCUCAACAUUUUUUAGUUUUUAUGUGUAUUAUAUUUUUUACUAUUCCUACAUUCGUCUGCGUUUUUCACCAUCUAUUUGUCAAUUUGUAUGCAUGAGCAUGUCCUUCCAAACAUAAAUAUGCAGGAUUCCUUAUUUGUGUAUUUGCACAAAUUGGGUAAACAGACUUAAUUAAUAAUUUGACUAAUAUCAAAAUCAUUCUUUAAAAUCAUAUUUGGCUCCACAAUGCUUUGUGGAUCUUAGCCGGCCCUGAUUAGUUGCCAUUCUGUUCGGAAUCGGUUGCCAUCUUCUGAUUUUUAAUAUCUCAACUCAAAUGUAGCCAGCUCCUUCUUUUGCUUUGCAAAUUGCAGAAAACGUAGAUUUAGGUGGUCACCAGAAUUUUCGGAUCUAUAUUUUCUCGGAUUUUCUCGGAUAUUUUCGGAUUUUCUCGUUGUGUUGAAUAUAUGUCUCUACAGCGUCUACCAGCAAAUCAUUUUCCAUAAUUUUGCUUAGUAAGACAGUUUGUUUUCUUUUUGAUUCAGAGCAGAUCAUAAGCCUAUCUGAAGAUCCCAAAAGGGUGAAACGUGCGUAAGAGGAUGGUGGUUCCCUCUGAAACAGAAUAAGACAUUAACUCUCUUUCAUUUGAUAGCAAGUAAAUCAAUCAAUAUUCCUUAAUCAUACUGUUAGUUUGGUUUGAUAUACUCUGUGAUACAUGUGCAAGCGGCUUAGAAUUAUAUUUUCAAAUAACUCGGUUGUGACAUUGAAUAAUAAAGUCAAACUUUGAAAAACAGUAACAAUCACAUUACACGUUCUUGUUAUAGUCGUUUCGCUAAACUCAGACACAACUGGCUAGUGAUUUUAGUAGGUAGUUUUUUUGUUUUUGGCCAAUUUUGCCAAAAUUGGCAAAAUUACUGACUAUUUAUAUACAUAAUAGAGCUCAACAGGUUUUAACGGCCCACGGCUUGGAAUUUGUCCACGGUUUUCCUCCAUUUUCUCCUGUCCAUAGCCGCAGUUCUCCAAUUUUAUAACCUGACUGUUUCCAGGUCUUCCUUACAUGCUUCUAGCCACUUUUUCCUGGAUCGUCCUCUUCUCCUCUUUCCUUCUCCUCUCAGCAGCAAGUCUUUUGCCCACCUUCCGUCAGCCAUUAUCGCAAGAUGACCUAACCAACUUAGUCUCUUUGUUCUGACCAUCUGGCUUAUUUCUGCUUUUCGGUACAGAUCUCUGAUAUCAUUUGUUUGUCUCCUCCAAACGUCCUUAUCGUUUUUUACUCCCCCGAAUAUCUCCCUUAGGACACUUCGCUCCCAGAUGUUCAGCAUAUUUUCUUGAUUUUUGUUUAUGACCCAUGUUUCGCUUUCGUAAAGAACUGUGGGCUGGAUCACUGUUCGGUAAAGUCUUAAUUUUGCCUCUCUGGAGAUGUUUUUCGCUCUUAUUAGUUUGUGUAGGGCUCCGAUUGUCUUUCUUCCUCUCGAAAUUCGUUUUCUAAUUUCUUGGCAUUCUUCACCUUUACUUGUUAGCGUUACUCUUAGAUACUCAAACUAUGUCACCUUUUUAAAGCAAUAUUCUUUAUUCUCGUUGUUUGUGGUUGUUUUCAGUUGUGUAUCUUCAUCUGAGGUCUGUCCCAUUUCCAUAUACUUUGUUUUUUGCUCAUUAAUUCUCAGUCCAUACUGCUUGACCUUUACUUCAAAGAGUUUGAAAAUUCUCAGCAGUCACCUUUCCGUUCUUGCCAUUAGCUCUACAUCGUCCGCAAAUCCCAGAACUUGGUUUCUGUUAUCAAAGAUCAUACCUUUUGUUCGUAUUCCACUCUCUUGCAAUAUUGCCUCCAACAAGAAAUUGAAGAGUACUGUGGACAGCGGAUCUCCCUGCUUUUAACUUUCCUUUUAAUCUUCCUUUUAACUUUAAAUUUUCCUGUUAGGCUUCCUUAUAUCCUUACUCUAUUAUCGGUCUUCACUAAGGUAAUUUUUACGGUCUGAUCAUCUUUUACGGAAUUAUAAGUACUCUUAAAGCCUGGUACAAACGCCUUCUUGUCACAGAAUCGUAAGCUUGUUUAAAAUCUAUAAAGGGGAGGUUUAACUUUAACUGCUUCUCAUACGUACUGCUCUGAAUCAUUUUCAGUACGAAUAUUUGAUCUAUAGUGGAUCUGCCCUUUUUGAAUCCUCCCUGGUAUUCACCAACCUGCUCGUUUAGGUGCCUUUUCAGUCUGAUGCUUACGACUCUGGCGAGUACCUUAUAUGUUACGUCUAGGAGAGUGAUACCCCUAUAGUUUUCACACAUUGCUCAAUCUCCCUUCUUACGAAUGGGACAUACUAUGGCCUCUCUCCAUACUUUCUGCAUUUCCUCUCGCUCCCAGAUUUUUGUCAACAGGCUACCUAUUCGCGUUGUAAGUGCUUCUCCCUUAUUUUUGAAUGAUUCUGCAGUAAUACCAUUGCUGCCUGCAUUUUUGUUGUUUUUCAUGCUAUGUAUGAUUUCUCUUAUUUCUUCCACGGUUGGAGUCUCCAUUGUUUCCGCCGGUUCUCUGACUUUCUCUACCAUUUCCACUUGCUCCUCAUCACUAACUAUUUAGUUUUUAUUAACUAUUUAAUAAUUAAUUUUUUUUGCCAAUUUUACCAAAUUGGCAAAAUUACUUAAUAAAAUCACUAGCCAGUUGUGUCUGAGUUUAGCGAACCGACUAUAACUGUUAUUUUUUUUUGCGCUACUCUUCUAUCAUCUAUAUUCUGUAUUAUUCUAGCCACUCAAACUUUUCUAACAAUUAUAUUUUUCAUCUUGUUUAAUUUUUUUAGCUUUAGAUUAUGGCUUUGGACUUUUAUCUUUCUUUCUCUUGAGCUUAACCUUAAAUAUUCAAUUUUAUACUUCAUUCUUACCCUGUAGAAAACCUAAUGUUAUUUGUCUAGAAAUAACAUAAUUUUCUUCAUCGAAAAAUUUAAAUAUCUAGUCAAUUCUAUUUAUUGUUAAAUCUUCCCUAGACAUUUAAAUAUAUUUUUAAGUGUUUUCAUUGUCAGCUUCGAUAACUACAACUUACACAUACUGUUCCUCCCAAAUGUUGUACAUUCUUUCUUGAAAACUUUAUACACAUCUUUCAAAACGUUAAAUUUCAGGAUUUCCAUUAAUAAAUUAUUAAAUUGUUAUUUUGAAACAAACUGUGUAUUUAAAAAAACAAAUAAAAACUUGUUCUAA